Messenger RNA from Hymenoscyphus albidus, 3694 nucleotides. The record is from the annotation of a GenBank genome assembly. Lineage: Eukaryota; Fungi; Ascomycota; Leotiomycetes; Helotiales; Helotiaceae.
CUCUGUUUAGUGCAGGUGGGCUGGUACAACAGGUACAGGUACGGACAGUACAGCCCUAGGCCUUUCACUUUCAGCCUUUGAUCGCCGUCGCUGACUACAAUACCAACGGUCCAACAUCAUCUCUCCUCACAAUUUUAUUGUUGUCUGGUUGUCUUCGAUGCUAAAAACAAGCACCGGCACAGGGUCUCGCAGACUUGGUCACUUCCGGAUUUUCUGGUGCAGCAGCAGUGUACAACUCGGCCUGCAGUAGUGAGGCCAUUGGUGGGCCAGCAGCGCCAGGACGAGUAGUGAGCAGUUGUAGGGAACUGCAGCGGAGCGGGCGCCCAAUUUUAGCGACCAAGACAGAGGCAGACUCAGCGGACUCCCACUCCACUGACUAACACCACUAGGGACUGACUCUCCGAGACCCCAACUUGCAACUUUCUACGCAAACGUCAAGACGAACGGAACCUCUACUGGUAGGCCGUCCACUAAACCAAAAUUGUCGGAUUUUUAGUCUCUGAAUCACCUCAUCACCUCAUCUCCUUUUCUCUCUCUCCCUCUCUCUCACGCCGGCCUGCAAUCGUUCCGACGGGUGUCCAACGCCAUUCCUCGCCCUUCUCAUUCUGAGGCACUUCUCUCGUCUCGCACUCGGUCCCCUCCCUCACGUCCACCCUCAUCCUCGCCCUCACCAAGCUGGGAACUCCUCACUGAUGGGUCGGUCACUUGCACCAUGCUAAACACCCAGAAGCGCUGUUUCCGCCACCAGUACUAGACUCCGUAUAAGUACUCGUCCGUAUAGGUACUCGUCAGUAUAGGUACUCAUCCGUAUAGGUACUCGUACCUAGAAGCACAACUUGUAAAACCCACGUCGAGAGUUCCAAGGUCCCUCCUUUCAAGGCCUUCUCUCCUAGAGGAACGCAUUUCCUCUAGCUCUUCUAGAGGAACGCAUUUCCUCUCUCUCUCCUGGAUCACUACUCGUACAUCCCUCGCAGUCCUCGUGCCGUAGCAGUAGAAAUUCCGUAGAGGUAUCGCUACCACCACCGCACCGCCGCCCACCAACAACCCCGAAAAAACAACGCCAAAGGCAAACGGUCGAGCCAUAGGCUAGAGGCUAGAGAGUAGAGGCUCUAGGCCAGAACACCAGAACACCAGCACCAUCAGACCUCAGCAUGUACUCAUCCGUGCCUAGUCCGCCGUGGCACCCCGGCCCUUCACAAAUUCUUGAACGUCCUCCAGCUUCACCACCAUUGCCUUCCCCCACUUCACCCACCCGUUCGAGUCGACUGCGAGGUUUGAGUUACUUGCGGACAUACACGCAGAAUCACAUCCUCUCCCGCGACAGUCACCACCACCAUUCGAACAGUCAGCAGCGCCUCGAUUUAUCACGAAUUUCCAGCGAACCUUCCCCCACAACCUCUCCCAGGGCAUCAGUAACUCCCUCUGUAGCGAGAACUCCACUUCAAACCCCCUCCAACCCUCGACAGACUUCACCCACCGCCCAGCGAAUGACGGAUACUUUGGUCGCUGAUUCCCAUACACAGGAUAAUCUAAAUUCUACGAGUGGGUGGCUACCAACCGUGGGUGGGCAAAGUGGUGUCUCACGCACUGGAUCCCAGCCUCAGUCGACUGCAACUGGUUCUUCCUCUGCGGUUUUGUCAGGAAACGAUUCUUCUGCAGUAGCCUCCGAAUUAACAGCAUCCAUGACUCGAACACGCACCGCAGCUACGGCUGUCAGCACCACCGAUACAUCUGUAGAUGCGCCUAGGAAUGAGGCUUCGGCACAGAAUGGAACCCCAAAUUCAAAGGGCAUGUCUCAUCAACUACCCUCCAUACGCUUCACGGCCCAUCAUGAUCCAAGAGCGAUUCGACCAUCACUUACCUUCAACCCAAUGGCUCGCAUAUUACCUACAGGCUCAGAGACCAUCAAAGUUGGACGAUAUUCGGAGCGAGAUGCGGCUCCAACCCAGGCCCCAAACGUCCCAUCGUCAGCCCCUGUUGGUUUCAGGUCCAAGGUAGUUAGCCGAAGACAUUGUGAGUUCUGGUGUUCCGGUGGUCGUUGGUUUAUCAAGGAUGUAAAGAGUUCUUCAGGGACUUUUCUCAAUCAUAUCCGUCUCAGUCCCCCUGGUACCGAAUCGAAACCAUAUCCAGUCAAUGAUGGAGAUAUUGUGCAGCUGGGAAUCGAUUUCAAAGGAGGCGAGGAAAUGAUUUUCAGAUGUGUCAAAAUCAGGGUAGAACUGAAUAAAGGUUGGCAGACUGCUCCAAGUAGUUUCAAGUAAGUUUGUAGGUCUCUCCCCGUUUGUCAAGCUAACCCUGUCAUAGUGUACAAUCUCACAAACGACUAAGAGAACUGAAUAACUCUGGCAAAUCUUCAGGAAGCGGCACCUCACAGGACUGCUCGAUUUGUCUUGGUCCAAUCGCUGUAUGUCUACAAAUAAGCUCACUUUUGUAUUUUUCGUUCGCUGACCUUUCUCAUAGCCCUGUCAAUCGCUAUUUGUUGCCCCUUGUUCACAUACCUGGCAUUAUAAAUGCAUUCGAGUCAUUAUAAAUGGACCACAUUGGCCUCAUUUCGUUUGUCCUAAUUGUAGGAGUGUCGCUGACCUCGAGGCUGAACUUGAUGACCCGGAGACGAGUGGUGAAUGGGCCGCCGAAGUUGCCGAUGGAUCUGCAGAUCAACCAGAAGUGGAACCAGCUCAGGAUACUACGAAACCACGCAACGAAGCUCGCUCUACAGAAGCAACACACGCGGGUACGGAUGAACGUGGGAGUGGAGGUGGAUCACCGGACAUUCGAAAUCCCAACGGUCAGGACAUUGUAGCUCAAGAUGGUUCGGAUCCCAGCCAAUACGAGCUUGUUGUGGGACAACUAGAAGAGCUAAACAUUGAGGGUCCGGAGUCUCCAGAUACAGCAGAGCAAGUCUUACCAGCAUCGAAUGCUACGGUACCGCCAGUUGACAUUGUCAGCAGGGGAAAUCGAGUACCAGAUGCACCACGUCCUUCCGUAGACGACUCCGAGCAAAUCUCAUCCAAUGCCCGUACGACAACUCGCACCCCUAGUCCAGAUGGAACAUCAUCCUCUCUUGAUGUAAUCUUGACUACUACGGAGGGUCCGAUGACUCCAAGGAACGAUGUAGGACCAUUUAUUUUUGACGGAAGUGGUGGUCGAAUGGCUCCUAUCGACAGUGUCAAUCCCAACGAGACGGCAGAUACACCUGCUCCUCGAUUGGCACCUCAAACCGUACCAUAGUCUUCUUUACAUUCUCGGCAUUGUCAUCUUUAGCGCGGUGCGAAAUUGGGUCUGAUUGAUUAAUAAAACCGGCUGGACACCCAAAAGAAACCCUAUUGCCAGCAAAAUGUAAACUUAAUUUAAUAACCAGGAUUGAGCUGCGGUUUUAGCAUCGAAUGGUGAAAGAGGGCAUUUAUUUUUUUGCUUUGCUUGGGCAUAGAAUGACGUUUUUUUUUGUUUUUUUUUUCAUAUUUGAAUGAAAGGCGUUUAAGGGGGGGUUUUGGGGGUAAGGGUGUUGGCGAGAUAUCAUUGUUGCUGGAGUUUGUUCUCUUUUUUUCUUUUCUUUUUUCUUUUUGCAUCAUAUGGUGGGUGCUGGCUGGAUGGAUGGAUGGCUGGCUGGCUGGGGUGGCAUUACAGUAGGAUGGAUGAAGGAUUUGCAUACUAUACAAUACAAUACAAUACAAUAAUAUUCAUGGUUGGUGAAGAUUGG